This is a messenger RNA of Pygocentrus nattereri (red-bellied piranha), 1645 nucleotides long. It is a transcript of the gene morn2, whose product is annotated as MORN repeat containing 2. The coding region runs from base 100 to 504 and encodes 134 amino acids. Lineage: Eukaryota; Metazoa; Chordata; Actinopteri; Characiformes; Serrasalmidae. The record is from RefSeq and is a predicted model, not a curated record. The transcript is spliced from 5 exons.
GGUGAUGAAUUUAAGACGUUAUCUACUCAGUGUUAAAGUGCUGAAUGCGUUUAGCUGAGCUGUUAGUGGAGGAUCGUCUGCUGUAUCGUGUUUAUCAGCAUGUCUGAGCCUGAGAUGUUGAAAGUAUCAUUCAUUUUUCCAAAUGGAGACAAAUAUGAGGGGGAGUGCGGUCGUACCCCCGAUGGUGUGUUGAUUAGACAAGGCAUUGGCACACAGAUCUCUUCCUCUGGAACAACGUACACUGGAGAAUGGAGCAAUGACAAGAUGAAUGGCAGUGGGACUCUUUCUCACCCCUCAGGCGCGGUGUAUGCAGGGCAGUUCAGAGAGAACAUGUAUCAUGGCAGCGGAACGUACUCCUUUCCUGAUGGGACCAAAUACGCUGGAAGUUUCAACAACAACAGAUUUGAAGGUGAGGGCGAGUUCGCUGACUCAGAGGGACGCGUGUGGACUGGAACCUUCCACAGAAAAGCAGCACCAGGACUCAAACUCAAGCUUAACAUGUAACACAAAUGCUGCAUGAGCUCUGUAGAAGUGAGGCCUUAACGCAGUGGCUCUGUUUUGAUUUCCAGACACUGCGCAUUCUUUGAUCAACAAGUAAGUAUGUGUUCCUCUUAUAACAGAACACUCAUUGUCUGUCUUGAAAAAAGGGUAUUUUUUUUCAUGCUGCUUCUGAUCUUCCAUUCUGUAAGAGUUUUUAAAAAAUAUUGCGCAGAACUAAGACAUUAAAAGCAUUAAAAAUGGGAAAAAAAUAUUUUUUGAGGAACUCGUAAGAGAUGUACAAUACAUUUAUAUUAUUAACUUUAAAAAUUGGGGGGAGAUUCUGUCUCAUUUUGAAACUGCAUCGUUAAUUCUCCAUUCUACACAGUCUAAGGCCCAAUCCCACUUCUUAUGUGUACCCCUACCCCUUGUUUUCGAGUGUCAUCUUGCCCCUUGGAACUGAGUUAUAACGGGUAGUGGUAGAAAUCUUCCCUACAAAAUGGGACCCUCAAAUAAAAAGAACAUUACUUCAUUAACAGCUUCUAGCGCUGCUCUGUAAGCGACCCUGCAGUGAUAGCAGAGGAGGGUAAAGUUCAGCAACCUUGCUGCUGGGCUUUAGUUACAUUUAUGGCAUCAUGUGCCUUGAAAGAGGGGGCAAUGAUUUAUUAUCACCCACCCUAAAUCUUCAGUGAUAUGACGCUGAAUUCAGCUAUUCGCCAGCUUCUUGUUUGAAUUUUCCCGUUCCACCUUAAACGAGGCAGCAGUUCUGAUGCCUGAGGUGCCAGAAUGUAACUGCUGCACCAUUUAAGGUGGAACAGGAAGUUUAGCGAGCUACAGAGACAUGAGCUACUACUAUCCAUUUUUAUGCUUGUUAUGAAGAAAAGGGUCAUAAUACAUUGAAACAACGUUUAACUAAGAUUAUACAGUGGUUGUCGUAAUUUUUGGAGUGCGCCUCUGUAAAACCUCCAUUUGGACAGCCUUGUAGCCUUAAAACCUUGCCCUACCCCUCAAUCUCAUCAAAAAUCAGGACACCUGACUGGUAGAGGAGAGGGGUGAAGUGGGAUUGGGCCUUUAUAUUAAACAACAUUCAUGUAAACCCUCAGGGCCUUCCAGGCCUUCGAGGAGAGCUUAGCAAUUUCUGUGAAAUAAAAUAAUUACAUGUCUGUAA